Molecule: messenger RNA, 730 nt
Organism: Cucurbita pepo subsp. pepo (vegetable marrow)
Lineage: Eukaryota; Viridiplantae; Streptophyta; Magnoliopsida; Cucurbitales; Cucurbitaceae
Source: RefSeq, a predicted model, not a curated record
CCUUUAUCUUCUACAUUCUUCAUCUACUGCCAUUGUCUGACCCAAAUAUCUCUGUUUCCAUCCAACUCAACUCGAACACAAUGGAUGGUUCCCAAGCCCUGACUCAGCCUCAAAAUUUGCUUGUAAUCAGAGAAGACUAUUUUGUUCAUUACAAAUCCCCUGUUUUUCCCCCAGCCCACGCCCACUCCGAUGAUGAGCCAUCUGAUGGUGAACCAUCUGAUGAUGAACCAUCUGAUGAUGAGCCGUCUUCUCCGGCGACUUCGGAUUUGCAAUCGAGAGCAGUCGGAGAAGCGAUUAUGAGGGGGUGGGAGAUUGUUAAAGCGAAGGUGAUUUCUGGGAUUGUUGGAUUUGGAUCCCACGCUAGGAGACUAUGCUCUGCUCUGCCGGUUACUGCAAUGGCGGCGGCUCUGUUCCUGCUGCUGCUACUGUUUCUGUUCAAGAUCAAGAUCAAGAUCAAGAUGCGGCUGCCAUGGCGCCCACCAACUGCGGGUGUGUGUCCAGAUAACCAACACCGUUUGCUUCUUCUCCUUAAACACAAGGAUCAGAAAAUCAGUGAGCUCUUACUUCAGAUCGCCCAAAUGAACGAAAUGCUAUCAGCUCGUCGAAAGGUUCCCGUUGUGAGAGUGAAAUGACAAAUAUAGCCUUCAAAAUGGUUCAGUUUCUGGGAGGAGCUGCUCAGUUUUGAUGGCUUUGAGUUAUACUUUUCUUGCAUACAUGUUAAAUGUGUAAU